Messenger RNA from Macrosteles quadrilineatus (aster leafhopper), 3657 nucleotides. Its product is annotated as ubiquitin-conjugating enzyme E2-22 kDa-like. Lineage: Eukaryota; Metazoa; Arthropoda; Insecta; Hemiptera; Cicadellidae. Gene Ontology annotation, biological process: proteasome-mediated ubiquitin-dependent protein catabolic process; protein polyubiquitination. Gene Ontology annotation, cellular component: nucleus. The record is from RefSeq and is a predicted model, not a curated record. Gene Ontology annotation, molecular function: ubiquitin conjugating enzyme activity; protein binding. The coding region runs from base 213 to 812 and encodes 199 amino acids. The transcript has 5 exons.
CAAUGUUGAAAAGCGUUGUUAUUUUUACACUUUACAAUUUUUUAUAUCACCACUCCACUCAUCCAGUCCAGAGGUGCAGAAGCGAAAAUUCUGAAUUUGUAGUGAGAAAAGUAUCUUAUAAGUGAAAAUUUCAUUAUAAAUCAAAUUACACUUACUAAUGAAAUGAGAUAGUUCCUUGACCUUAUAAUUAUUCAACAUUUUAUAUAAAUAAAAUGGCUAAUAUAGCAGCUCAAAGAAUCAAACGAGAAUUUAAGGAUGUUAUUAAAAGUGAGGAGAUGGCGAAAUGUGCAAUUCGAGUAGAACUAGUGGAUGACAACUACACUGAGUUAAAAGGAGAAAUUGCCGGCCCUCCCGAUACUCCUUAUGAGGGAGGCAAUUUUAUAUUAGAGAUUAAAGUUCCAGAAACAUAUCCUUUUAAUCCACCCAAAGUUCGAUUUAUUACAAAAAUAUGGCAUCCAAAUAUAUCUUCGGUUACAGGAGCGAUUUGUUUAGAUAUUUUGAAAGAUCAGUGGGCCGCAGCGCUAACAUUGCGCACUGUGCUGCUCUCACUGCAAGCUUUGAUGGCAGCCGCAGAGCCCGACGAUCCCCAGGACGCUGUUGUCGCUCGUCAAUACAAAGAGAACCCCGAAAUGUUUAGACUCACUGCCCGUCAUUGGACUGCUGUUUAUGCCGGAGGACCAAACGGCAACCCUGAGUUUGAUUCUAAGAUCCACCGCCUGACAGACAUGGGAAUAGACGAGGACCAAGCUCGCGUGGCUCUCUCCACUUACAACUGGGACCUCGUGCGUGCCACGGAACAGCUGUUUAGUUAGUCGCCUCACAUCACCUGUAAAUCUCAUGAAAAUUACCUUGUAAAGCCAGGUCACAUUCCUAGAUUACUGAGUUGCAUUUUAAAGAGAUUUCUAAAUUUCAAAUCAUAUACAGAACUACACAUUUUUAUAUGAUCAAUAAUAUUUUUAACGCGAAUGAUUUUUCAUUCUAUUCAUUAAGGCCCGUCAAACGGGAAAAUAUUUUUUGAACUUUAUAGUGGUGUAAUUUAAAAUUGAACAGUACUUUUUAGUUGUAUAUUUAUUUAUUAUUCAUUUGUUUACUCAUGAUUUGUGGUGUUUUAGAAACAUUUAGGUGACAAUUUUUGUCACUUUCACUCGCAGAUGAUAUUUAUUUUCCUUCAAGAUUUUAUGUGUUAAAUAUUAUAAUAAAUCAACUUAAUCAAAAUCUUAUGAUCUUGUCUAGUUCACAAACUUGUACAUAAAAUGUCACUUUUGUACAUAGAAAAAUAUCCUACAAUGUUGUUGCUCUAUUUUGUCUUUGUUUUUUGAGCUGAACAUACCUCCGAAUUGGAAUGCUUUAGAACGCUCAUUCGUUGUGAAUGUCUGUGAUGUUUUUAUGUAUCGAAAAUGUUUGUCCUUCAUGUAUUUUUGUUUAAUUUAUAUAAAAUAGGAUAUUAUUUGCCAUAGAGGUGUGCAAGAAGUUAUGGUGAACCAAAACAAGUGGUUUUUAAGGCAUGGUAACAGCAUUGAUGUUUAAACCAGGGAUUGGUGUAAUGGGAACAGUGGAAAGAGUUUCCUUACCUCCCUCCUUCUGGAGAAGGUCUUUCCCGAACAAUAUCCAAAAGAAUAUUAUUGCUAUUGUUAUACCGCUUUUUCUUGUGCUAUACCACACUUAUCAAUGGAAGAAGUUAUAGGGCGAUGGAUGAAGAGGAGUCUUAGCUCCCGAUAGGUUUAAGUUCCCGUCAUAGAUCCAAUAGUUAUUUUAGCUAUUUUAAGUAAGUUAUACCUUAAAAACAUACUCGUUAAACAUACUCAACUUAUAGAUUCAUCAUGGUGGAUCGGAUGAAGACAAUUUUGGUGUUAGUUUCAAUCCGAUUCUUUUUGAGGUUGUGUUUUUAUUUAUUUAUUUCUUGUUAUUUCACUUAUUUCAAAACAAGUUUAAUAGAAACUAAUUCAUGUAAUGUCAUUAAAAAAAGCUCCUCUGGUUGUAUAAACAAAAAGUAAACCACAAACCAUAAAAUCGAUCCAAAAAGAAAAGAAAAAAACACUUCAUUGAUAUUAGAGCCAAUGGCAUCAACAUGAAACACGCAUAAAGACUUCUUACUUUAUACUGAGACUAGCUGUAACCCGCGGGCUUUGCCCCGUUUAACUUCUUAAUUUUCAAGAUGAUUUCGUUUGCAUGGCUCAAUCACGUCCUGGUAAAGCUAUAACCAGAUUUAGAAUGAAUUUAUAGUACAACCCUGCUAGUCCGUCCCCUACGGGACCAGGACCAUGGUCGGAACAAUGGAAAGGUCGUAUUACCCGAGGAGCAUAAUAAAUGUCUACAUUCAUUGAUUAACUGAUAUUUACACGCACGAUUGCAAAUUCAAUAAUAAUGUUUUUGUGACCGUAGAGACGUUUAAUAUAUUCCAGUAUCGCGGCAGACAAUGAUGGUGUUUUUCGUGAUCGUAGAAAACAUUCAAAAGUUUUCCACGAUUGCAGAAGACAAAGAUGAUGUUCCUUUUAACGCAGGAGAUAUUCAAGAGUAUGCCGCGAUUGCAGGUAACAACAAUAGUUUCCACGAUUGCGGGAAACGAUGAUGAUGUCUAACGUUUGUGGGGGAUGUUCAGGUUUUUGCCACAAUCACUGAAGAUGAUAAUGAUUUUUCCUAGACCGUGGGAUUAACCUAGGGGUCCACCAUAUCGGAAGACAAUGAUAAUGUUCCUGUGACCGUGAGAGACGUUUAUUAAUUUUCUCGGCCGUGAAGGAUGGUGAUAUAUGUUUUCGUGAGACGGUGAUUACGUCCAAACAGCCAUGGAAAAUAGUCACGAUAAUACUGUGAUAACAUUGUCACUCAUAGGCGAUGGCAUGGUCGGAUUAAGCAGGGAGCCGUUCUAGUCGAGAUCGUAUUACUGAGGUUCUACUGUACGUAAUUGAAGCCACUGACAGAGUGCUGAUGUCUUUUGAAACCAAGACUAAAAGGACAACUUUGGUCUCUAUAAACUAUCUCAGUAAAAAAACCCGAGGAAAUUUAAUUUUAGACCAGUCCACUCUGUGAGUAUUCAACUACCUCCAUUUUUAAUACAAAAUAGUCUAAAACUGGUUCAUAUUAAUGGGAUGUCUACUUCAAAAUCUUAAAGUGAAUGGUUUAAUCAACACCUACUGAUGCUUUUAAAAGUGUUUGUAUUGAAUUUUGGUAUGAAUCAUAGGAUUAGGAUUGCCUUAAACAGUAAUUUAAACAAAAAAACUUUGUUUCUUUUAGUAUUAAGUUUUGUAUGACUUAUAGGUGAUCAGCAUGAAUUUGAUCGGUGGAUGAGUUGUAUAUUUUUAUAGUUUUUAAAGCAUUAUUUGUAAUCUCUUGCACACCUCUGAAUUAAGCAACAAAUUUCAAACAACAAAUCUUCAAACAUUAGUACAAAUUAUUUUACAUAAUAUCAUACAAAAAACUUUAAAAUGAAGAAUCUAGGUACGGCUCUAAUUUACGUGUUUUAAGUAGAUGGUAAGUGGAAAAAUAUACUCAUAAACUACACCAAAAAUAUAAAAUCGUUUAACUUGUUUUGUUUAGUACAGGAAAAUCAUCAUUUGAAUUCAAUUUUACCUUUUGUAAGUAGCUUCAUAUCUUUCAUGAACUUGUGAAUAUAAUUAGUUUUUAAAUUGUCUUUAAUAAAUAGUUUUGGUUAUUAUUGAA